This is a messenger RNA of Penicillium waksmanii, 1251 nucleotides long. Its product is annotated as acyl-CoA dehydrogenase family protein. NCBI's taxonomy places the organism in Eukaryota, Fungi, Ascomycota, Eurotiomycetes, Eurotiales, Aspergillaceae. Gene Ontology annotation, molecular function: oxidoreductase activity, acting on the CH-CH group of donors; flavin adenine dinucleotide binding. The record is from RefSeq and is a predicted model, not a curated record. The transcript is spliced from 5 exons. The coding region runs from base 1 to 1251 and encodes 416 amino acids.
AUGGCGCGCAACCUCCGCGCUCCGACCGCUCCCUACAGCGAGCCGCUACUCCCCCAACUCGAUGUGCGAAACCCUUACUACACAGAUCUGCACCACAACCUACGUGCCUGGGUUCGUGAUUACGUCGAUACUUCCAUCGCACCCUAUGCAGCGGAAUGGGAAGCAGCUGGGCAAGUACCCGAGUCAGUGCGUCGACGUCAUUGCGAACUGGGAUUCAGCAUCGUACAUCCUCUCACGACCGAGGAGAACGCAGCUGGCCUGUCGUUGCCAGGGAAUGUCCCGCGUGAUAAAUGGGAUACCUGGUGCUCACUCAUUGUGUCGGAUGAAUUGACACGCGUGGGCUACGUUGGCGUCAUUUGGGGUCUUGGUGGUGGGAAUGGAAUUGGGUGUCCGCCGGUCGCCAAGUUUGGUACCCCCGAGCAGCAAAAGCGAUGGCUACCUGGUGUUGCGAAAGGUGACAUCCGAUUCUGUUUAGGAAUUACCGAGCCUGAUGCUGGGUCUGAUGUCGCUAAUAUCCGAACAACCGCGAUCCGGGAUGGUGAUCACUAUGUUGUGAAUGGCGCGAAGAAGUGGAUCACAAAUGGCCUCUGGGCUGAUUACUGCACAGCUGCUGUGCGAACAGGAGGUGCUGGACGAUCGGGAAUCAGUUUGCUUGUCAUUCCCCUGGCUGCUCCGGGCGUGACUCGUCGACGAAUGUUCAAUUCAGGUGUUAAUGCAAGUGGCUCGACUUUUAUUGAGCUGGACGAUGUUCGGGUGCCUGUCGGAAAUUUGAUUGGAGAAGAGAACAAGGGCUUCGCACUCAUCAUGUCGAACUUCAAUCCGGAACGUCUGGCCUUGGCCUACUUUCGGCUCUCCCUCAUCCAGAAGGACGCCAUCCAAUCAAAGAUAUUCAAAUUUGGUCUUAUGAUUGAGCCGGCAUAUGCAUUCAUGGAGCAGCUUGUGAAUAUCCUCGAGCUCACCAAGGAUCGGCCAGUAGACGAUGUCAAGAUUGGGGGAAUGACCGCCUUACUGAAGGUCAUGUCUACCCGCGCACUUGAAAAGAGUGUUCGAGAAGCACAGCAGAUCUUUGGAGGGGCAGGGUAUAACAAGGCUGGGAAAGGAGCACGGGUCGAGCAGAUUAGUCGCGAUGCUCGUGUUCAUGUCGUCGGUGGGGGGUCAGAAGAAAUCAUGCAGAAACUGGCCCUUCAGGAGGAGACGAAGGCAUUGAGAAGUAGACGAAAGGCGCUUGAAAAACGUCAGUCGAAAGUUUAA